AUGCAAGCGCUCUCUCUCUCUCUCUCUGUCUCUUUCUUCCUGGCUGCUGCUCUCCGAGUCCGCUUGCAAGAUCGAGCUCUAUUGCUUGUGAAGUCUGCUGAGGGAUGCGUUGUGCUUUCGAAGCCUGUGCUGACUCUCAUCCCUAAACUUCCUAAGCUCCACCGGGCUUCUUCUGCACCAAAAGCCAGAGAGGACGCUUGUUUGAGGAUCAGGUUCACGAGUUGCCAGCAUCCUGACGUGGCAGGCCUGUUGAAGAUUGGCUCCGCCCACCUGAGUACGGAGAGCUCCGAGAGCUCUGGCAUCUACAUCUCGGCACAUAAUCUCUCUCUCGAAGAGGCGAUGAAUUGCACGAGUACCUCCUCUUGCACAUUCUAUGCGAAUGCCACCGCCACCCGAAGUGCUGGCUUCCUGUGCCCUUUGGGCACGGGUGCGGUGGAUUUCCAAGCGUUGCAUGAUUUCGGCUGCCUGGCAUGCCAGCCGGGGGACACACAGGUUCUGAACGUGACGAGCAG
Molecule: messenger RNA, 512 nt
Organism: Symbiodinium necroappetens
Lineage: Eukaryota; Dinophyceae; Suessiales; Symbiodiniaceae
Source: the annotation of a GenBank genome assembly